Ruditapes philippinarum (Manila clam) is the source of this 1908-nucleotide messenger RNA. RefSeq lists its product as uncharacterized. Bases 148 to 867 code for a protein of 239 amino acids. The record is from RefSeq and is a predicted model, not a curated record. The transcript is spliced from 4 exons. NCBI's taxonomy places the organism in Eukaryota, Metazoa, Mollusca, Bivalvia, Venerida, Veneridae.
UUUAUUCGCUGCCUAUUUAUAGCAUUUACAUCAUUCUCGAGGUUAUUUUUAGCUCGCUGUGUUUCAACAUGUUUCAACAGACGAUGUGAGUUACAUAUAGAAACAACGCGCUCGUGUUUCCCUUAUCACAAGUUAGAGGAAAACGGAAUGAGAAUGAGGAUUCCAUGUAAACGAGUCAACCUAGCAAGGGCAAGUUGUGCCCUGUCCUGCACAACUGUUUUAGUUGGAAUGAUUGCCCUGUUUUCUAACCAUUGGAUUUGUGCCGGGGAAAUGCACGCAGGUUUUGUAUCAGGUUGCUAUGGAGAUGUUUGUGCAUCAACUGUAGGUAACAUCCCAGAGAAUUUUAGAGCACCGUUCGUGGUAUGUUUGAUCGUUUUUGUCUUCAUGCCCCUCAUCCUGAUCUUCACAGCAGCCAUCCUACAGGCAUUUACCGCACUGAAAGGACCACAGAAACACCGGGACCUGUCCGCACUGAUACUCGCCUGGCUGUCAGGGUAUCAAAGCUUACUGUUGCUUAUUCUCAUAAUUGCCGCCACAGCAAUGAUACCUUCCAGUGAUGAGACCGACAUCGUCACACCUUUGCCAUACAAAAGUCACGUAACCUCCACUACCCCCGCACCAUACUAUGAACAGGAAGGCUAUCUUUCUGAGACCCAUGUUAGCAGUGAUUCAGAUUAUAGCAGUUUUAGCGACAGUGGCGCUACCCCGUACAGCUUCUCAUCGGCAAAGAUAGGAUGGUCAGGUUACUUCGGUCUCCUUGCAGCCCUCCUGUCUCUAGCCUCGGCAGUGUCAGCCUCGCUGUAUUAUGGGAAGUCGGAGAAAGAUGACUAUGAAGACACGAUACCUCUAGAGCCAAACGUCGUGUAAAGUGUUACGGCCAUGAUAAUAAAUUAGCAUUUUUUUCUUGAUGGUAUAAAAAUCGCCUCUUUGAAUUCAGGAAAGCAAUGCAAAGUGGGUUGUAAAUAAUUGAGAGUUACAGUGAGCUUGUGAUGGUAGAGAACUAUUAGUCAUUGUUAGGUGUAGAAUAAUUUGAAGUGUAAAGUCUGGGAAAUACUAUGAACAGAUGUGGUAAUGGACAUAAUUACAACAAGAGGCAUAUGUACAUAUACCUACAUUUAGUACAAAUGCUUGCUUUGUUUGCUUGUUUUGUACAUAUAAGCAAAUGCUCACCUUGUACAUACAAGCAUAGCAUGUCUUGUACAUACGAAGAGGUGUAAUAUGUACAUGUACUUUCAUUUGGUGCAAAUGCUUGCCUUGUACAAACGAGCAAUUGCUUGCCUUGUACAUACAAGAAGAGGUGUAAUAUGUACUUAAAUUCAGUGCAAAUGCUUGCCUUGUACAUACAAGCAAAUGCUUGCUUUGUACAUACAAGAAGAGGUGUAAUAUGUACUUAAAUUUUGUGCAAAUGCUUGCCUUGUACAUACGAGCAAAUGCUUGCUUUGUACAUGCAAGAAGAGGUGUAAUAUGUACUUAAAUUUAGUGCAAAUGCUUGCCUUGUACAUACAAGCAAAUGCUUGCUUUGUACAUACAAGAAGAGGUGUAAUAUGUACUUAAAUUUAGUGCAAAUGCUUGCCUUGUACAUACAAGCAAAUGCUUGCUUUGUACAUACAAGAAGAGGUGUAAUAUGUACUUAAAUUUAGUGCAAAUGCUUGCUUUGUACAUACAAGAAGAGGUGUAAUAUGUACUUAAAUUUAGUGCAAAUGCUUGCCUUGUACAUACAAGCAAAUGCUUGCUUUGUACAUACAAGAAGAGGUGUAAUAUGUACUUAAAUUUAGUGCAAAUGCUUGCCUUGUACAUACAAGCAAAUGCUUGCUUUGUACAUACAAGAAGAGGUGUAAUAUGUACUUAAAUUUAGUGCAAAUGCUUGCUUUGUACAUAAAUGCAAAUAAAAAUAUAUUGUAAACAAAA